This is a messenger RNA of Acaulospora morrowiae, 1080 nucleotides long. NCBI's taxonomy places the organism in Eukaryota, Fungi, Glomeromycota, Glomeromycetes, Diversisporales, Acaulosporaceae. The record is from the annotation of a GenBank genome assembly.
UGUGGGAAAGUUGAGGAGCAUGAUGGUGGCCAGUUCCUUGAAUUAUCUGGGGAUGUUUACUAUCUUCUAGGCAAAGAUGAGCAAGGUUCCGAUAUAUCCACUCUGUUCAUCUGUGAAUGUUAUCACCACCUGAGUAAUAUUAUUUUUGAGAAUGAAAAUAUCUGUCGUUGGCAUAUUACUGUUGUAUAUUACAGACUUGACAAGUCUCUGAUCCUUUUCAGUGAGAAAGGUGCUUUCAAUCAUAUCAAAGACAAUAUUCAUGCAUUCAAAGAUUACUUGGCAAAUGAAGAAAAACGUCAUUAUAGUAGCUUUGACAAGCUUGGAACAACUACCCGGUAUAUGCCAGUAUGGUCUUGGGAAGAGAUCAAUGCAUGCAGGAUUAAGUUUUUCCAUAAUCUUACUCAAGGACAUCAAAAUCUUCUUCAAAGUGUAAUUAAUUCGGUUAACGAUAAUUUGUUAAAUUUUGUUGGUGAGACCACAGUCGACAAUAGCGCCAGUUAUAAGAUUGUUCAUAUCUGUACGAACAUAUCAAAAGGAGAGAAUGGAGAAGAAGGAGAUGAAAGUGUAGGGGAUAUGGAAAUAACGGAAGUAGAAAAUAAUCCUGGAGAGCCUUCUACGUCACAAUCUUUCGCAGUAACUAGAUCAGUAACUAGACCAGAUAAAAGAAAAAGUGUUAUAGGAAAUAGUGAUCCUUUCUAUUCAAUGUCAACUUUAGAGUUUGCAUUCGAUUAUGUUUCUAAAGAGGUAAUGAACAAACUCAUUAAGAAUUAUAGAGAUCAGUUGGAGAAUUUCAUAAAAGCUAGUUUAUCAAUUAGCGAUUACAGUACACUCCAGGGCACUAUAUUCGAACAGAUUGCUCACAGAAAAUUAUUAAAAGGAGGAUCAUUUAAUGCUUGCCCUUUAUUUGCAUCAACAGUUUUCUGCUUUGGAAUGUACAAUUCAAAACUGUCAACACCCACUCAGAACAAACGGCUGUUCAGUAAUAUUAGUGAGAUUGUUUGUAAUAAGUAUUGUAUUCCAACUCAAAAGAAUAACACAUCUUUUGAUGUGCUCAUUUUACCCAAACAUUCUUCCAGAUGA